Messenger RNA from Labrus mixtus (cuckoo wrasse), 2871 nucleotides. It is a transcript of the gene wdr43, whose product is annotated as WD repeat domain 43. Bases 43 to 1992 code for a protein of 649 amino acids. The record is from RefSeq and is a predicted model, not a curated record. Gene Ontology annotation, cellular component: nucleolus. Gene Ontology annotation, molecular function: protein binding. The transcript has 18 exons. Lineage: Eukaryota; Metazoa; Chordata; Actinopteri; Labriformes; Labridae. Gene Ontology annotation, biological process: maturation of SSU-rRNA from tricistronic rRNA transcript (SSU-rRNA, 5.8S rRNA, LSU-rRNA).
UUCGUGUAAACCACGCACGCAGACUCAAGCAGUGCUUCAGAAAUGGCGGCCGAUGGAGGCAGCUCUUCACUGCAGCUACCCUGCGCCUUUUCACCUAAAUCACGACAGUACUUAGCGCUGUGUGCCCAGGAUGGCAGACUGCGCAUCUGGAACACAGACAGUAAAACACUUCAUCAAGAAUAUGUGCCUUCAGCUCAUUUGAGCGCCACCUGUAUCUGCAUAGCUUGGGGACCAUGCCGGACAGUCAAGGAGGGACCUCAGAGGAAGAAGAGGAAAUCGGAGGCAGGACAGGUGGAGGAGAAGGCAGACCUGUUGGCGAUGGGCACAGCAGCGGGUACUGUUCUCAUUUACAGUACAGCAAAGGGAGCGCUGCACUGUACUCUGGAUGGAGGCCACAGUGGAGGAGUGAAUUGUGUCCAGUGGCACCCUGAUGACAGUUUAUUAUACAGCGGCUCAGAUGACACAAACAUUAUAGAGUGGGACCUGCAGACAGGCAAACCAAGAAGUAGGUGGAAGGCCGACCGUGCAGCAGUGACCAGUCUGUGUGUGAGCCCUGAUGGCAAACUGCUGCUUUCAGCCGGUCAGGUUAUCAAGAUGUGGGACUUGGACACCAAGGAGGUGUACAGGAAGUUCACAGGCCACUCCACAGCUGUGACGACCCUCUGCUUUGCCACCACGCGACCUCCCGACAGCAACGGCCUCUACUUCCUGUCUGGCGCUGCACAUGAUCGUCUUCUUAGUGUUUGGCAAGUACGAGAAGAUGGCAAGGACAAGAACUCGGUUGUUUCCUUCACAUUGACGGACGAGCCUCAACACAUCGACAUCGUCGCGUCCAACAGCAAGGACGAGGCUGUGAGGAUGGCAGUGGUGUGUAAGGACGGACAGAUGCAUCUCUUUGAGCACUUUUUAAAUGGGCCCUGUAAGAAGCCGUUUUCACCCUCAUGUACGGUGCAGAUGUCAGACACAAAAGACUCCCCGAUGCCGAUCCCGCUUCUGGCUGCCGCUCUCGGAGCUGAUACACGGAGCGUGCUGCUGACGUACGGAAACCACCUUCAGCCGGUCGUGGAGAGAGUGGAGAUCAACACCGCAGAGAGACACAUCUGCCUGACCCGGGAUGUUCAGACCACCUUGUCUCUUUCCAUGGAAACCACUGUUUCCAAGGUGAAAACCCCAAUCGUCAACGCCAAGAGCAAAGUGUUGGUCCCAGGGCUUCCCGGUCAUCAAGGACCAGUCAAGGGAACGGAGAAGAGGAAAAAAGACACAGACACCAAAGAGUUGUCGAUAGCAGAGCGACUCGGUGAAAUCGACCUGUCCACAGUCUCUGCUGUGAAGGGAGCGCCUAAAGGGACGGCCUCUUUACAGACGGACAACUUUGCAGUUCUGCUGGUGCAGGGCCUGGAGAGCAGCGACGCCAACAUCCUCAAUAAAGUUUUUCAAACUCGCAAAGAAGUGGUGAUAAAGAAAACGGUUGCUCGGUUACCCCUCCCUGCUGUCUUACCUUUAGUGGAAGAGAUCACAAAGAGGCUCCAAGGGCAUCCUUUCACGGCAGUGUUAAUGGUACGGUGGCUCAAGGCUGUGCUCAUGCACCACACAUCAUAUCUGGCAUCGCUGCCAGACCUGGUUACCCAGCUGGGAGUUCUGUAUCACAUGAUCGAGAGCAGAGUGAAGAUGUUCCACAAGCUGACGAAGCUGCACGGGAAGCUGUAUCUCCUAACGACGCAGGUGGCGACAGGUGACAGCAACACGGUUACAGAUGUUGACCACACAGCUAAGCUGGUGUAUGAGGAGGAAUCAUCUGAUGAAGACGAGGCCUCUGGUGAUGAAGGUCUUCCAGAUGAAGAGGACUCAGAUAAUUGGGAAGAGGAGGAGGCGAUGGAGGAGAAAAUGGAGGACAAGGAGGAGGAAGACGAGGAGGAUCCAGACAGCCGAACAGAUUCCAAAGCUAACGGAGAGGAAGACAUGGAUCACGAAAACGAAAGUGAAGAAGAAUGAGGCCGAACAAGGAGAAAUUGAAACCAUACAUACAAUGGACCUGAAAGAGUUAUAUAUACUUUCAUUUUAUUUUCCUGCUUUUGAUUUUAUUACCAGAACAAAGUAUGGUUUUACCAAAAAAAAAAAAAAAUCAAGGGACACAUGUUGAAACGUGGGCAGCUGAGGCCCCUGUCUCGCCACAUUUCAAGCCACAAGGUCGGUCAUGUCACGCCCUGUCUUUUCCCCCGUCUUGAGGAACUCAUGCAACAUUUUGGGGAGUCGUACAAAAAACAUUCAGCAAAAUGAAAUCAAGGAAACUUCAGUCUGGGCAUCCCAGCAUCAAAACAUGACAGAAAAGGUCAUUUGAUAGGGUUCCAGUUUGCUUCCACUGCAGUCUGCAUUCCAAUCUUUAUAUUGUUAUAUAAUAGAAAUAGUAUUUAGUCUGUCAUACGACCAGCUUAACAGUAGACGAGGCAGCAGUCUGUCUUUGAUUGAUUUAUUCUAACCUUACUCUUCAGGCCGUCUGGAACACACAGAUGCAAACACAGUGCAGGUACGGAGCCCACCCAGUCCACUAUCAGCUGUUAGUUGUACAGAAUACUGCUCAAUCCAGGGGGGGGGCGUACCAGGCAGACCUUACAUCAUGUCCCCACACCAUGUAAAUCUCUAUGUACAGUGGAGUGUUUGUAUGAGCUCUUCCCUCUACAGUUUCCCUUCAGAAAUCCUCGGGAUUAAAUGAACUCCUGUAAAGUCUCCUGAAUGCUGUUCUUUUUUUUUAUUGUUUCCUGAUUUGUUGCAGCCCUCUUGUUUUAACUUGAUCUUUUCUGUGCAUUUUGUGUUUCUGGGCAUGCCCUGAUGGCCACUGCUUGAACCCAUGGUCACAGGGACGACUGGGGGGGG